Oreochromis niloticus (Nile tilapia) is the source of this 5685-nucleotide messenger RNA. RefSeq names its product glycogen synthase kinase 3 beta, genome duplicate a (gene gsk3ba). The transcript has 11 exons. Gene Ontology annotation, biological process: cell differentiation; positive regulation of proteasomal ubiquitin-dependent protein catabolic process; insulin receptor signaling pathway. The record is from RefSeq and is a predicted model, not a curated record. Lineage: Eukaryota; Metazoa; Chordata; Actinopteri; Cichliformes; Cichlidae. Bases 1062 to 2303 code for a protein of 413 amino acids. Gene Ontology annotation, molecular function: beta-catenin binding; tau-protein kinase activity; ATP binding. Gene Ontology annotation, cellular component: beta-catenin destruction complex; nucleus; axon.
AGGGCGGUGCCGAGCAAAUUAUGCCAUGUGGUGCUCGAGAGCGGCGUUUUUAUUGGACGGCGGGAAAAUGGUCACCGCCCGUUUUUGAAGGAUUCCCUCUCUGAUUGGCUCAAUCGGCCACCCCAGAUUCGCCGUGCGCGCGUUCACAGUUUUCCUAUUCUCCCUCGCGAGUUACGUCAGCAGCGUGAACGUCUUUCCGUGACGCCGGAGCGAUCCCUCGAACAAUUUGCGGAAACGGCGUACCUACCAUGCGCAGCGACAAAGACUGCGAGCCUGAAACCUAUGGGGAAGGAAUAAAAAAAGAAAUUCCGUAUCGUUGGACUCUGUGCUGAAAGACCAGUAUUUUCUGAGGAGCUCACCGGCCUGGGGUCUCGGCAAAGACACCGAAAUUUAACCGAGGCAAGGCUGGAUUUAGAGUCGGCGUACGGCUAGUGAAUUUGCUGAAGAAGACUGUAGCAGCUGGCAGAUUUUCCGUUGGACCGUCUGUAGGCUAGGGUAUAGCGAGGGAGCCGCCAUGGCAGUCGGAUCAUUGAGCCUCCACAUCGGGAUAUGAAGUGGAACUGCAUGUGUUCCGAAUCGUUAAGAAAACGCCGCAUUUGUCACCGAUCCGCACCGGAUCAGCAUCUGAACUAACCCUUCUUCAUCUCCGUGAAAACGAUUCCGCACCCCGAAAGAAAUUACCGCUGGUUUUUAACCGUGGGGCCACAGGGAGAGGCCAGAUUCAUGACUAUUUUAGUCGGAUACGUGUCUUCAAAGGCCCGCUGAAAGAAAACCUGGAGCAUAAGGAGGAAACGAUGCUCUGAUCGACCGUCGGUGGAAAAGAAAAGGGUCAUUUAGUGGCGAUACAAAGUAGUGUGAAGGAUCCUGGGAUAAGGGGAUCUCUUUCUAGCUGACCUCCCUGAGAAUUACAGUGAUAUUAAUUUACUGUCACCCCCCCAACCCCCCUUUUUUGGAUUUUUUUUUAUUAUUAUUUUUUAUUUUUGAUGAGAAGGUUCGGCGAAUCGAUCAGCUCCGCCGUUUAAGCAAGUCACAGUCGAGAGAAUCAAAGGGAUCGUCGGAUCAUGUCGGGUCGGCCCAGGACCACAUCCUUCGCAGAGAGCUGCAAGCCAGUGCCGCAGCCUUCAGCUUUCGGCAGCAUGAAAGUCAGCAGGGACAAAGAUGGCAGCAAGGUAACAACAGUUGUGGCCACUCCAGGCCAAGGCCCCGACCGGCCACAGGAAGUCAGCUACACGGACACCAAGGUCAUCGGCAAUGGCUCAUUUGGCGUCGUCUACCAAGCUAAACUCUGCGACUCUGGAGAGCUGGUGGCCAUCAAGAAGGUCCUGCAAGACAAGAGGUUUAAGAAUCGUGAGCUGCAGAUCAUGAGGAAACUGGACCACUGCAACAUAGUCCGCCUGCGCUACUUCUUCUAUUCCAGUGGAGACAAGAAAGAUGAAGUGUAUCUGAAUUUGGUUCUGGACUACGUUCCCGAGACUGUCUACAGAGUGGCCAGACACUACAGCCGAGCCAAACAGACUCUGCCUAUGGUUUAUGUGAAGUUGUAUAUGUACCAGCUCUUCAGGAGCCUGGCCUACAUUCACUCGUUUGGUAUCUGCCAUCGGGACAUCAAACCCCAGAAUCUGCUGCUGGAUCCAGAGACGGCUGUUCUCAAGCUCUGUGACUUUGGCAGUGCUAAGCAGCUGGUCCGCGGAGAGCCUAACGUGUCCUACAUCUGCUCUCGCUACUAUCGAGCCCCUGAGCUGAUCUUUGGUGCCACUGACUACACUUCCAGCAUAGAUGUGUGGUCAGCCGGCUGUGUACUGGCAGAGCUGCUCCUGGGACAGCCGAUCUUCCCUGGUGACAGCGGAGUGGACCAGUUGGUGGAAAUCAUCAAGGUUCUCGGCACCCCGACCCGAGAGCAGAUCCGUGAGAUGAACCCCAACUACACUGAAUUCAAAUUCCCCCAGAUCAAGGCACAUCCUUGGACUAAGGUGAGUCAACAGGUGUUCCGGCCACGUACGCCUCCGGAGGCCAUCGCCUUGUGCUCCCGCCUGCUGGAGUACACGCCCACGGCCCGCCUCACACCCCUAGAGGCAUGCGCACACUCCUUCUUUGACGAGCUGCGCGACCCCAGCAUCAAACUGCCCAACGGGCGAGAGAAGCCCUCGCUCUUCAACUUCACUACCCAGGAACUAUCUAGUAAUCCUUCUUUGGCCUCCAUACUCAUCCCUGCCCACGCUCGCAGCCAGGCUGCCGCCUCUACCCCAACCAAUGCAUCUGCCACCACAGCUGUUCAACUGAGCACUUCCUCUUCCUGUUCAUAGAUGGCAGCAGCACAGAGCGAGGUCCCACCACCACCACCGCCUCUGCCUCAGCUUCCAACUCCACCUCCUGAGCCCACAGAGCACCUGCCCCGCCCCGGUCUCAGCCCCAGCCCUCAGCCUCUCCAUUGCCCUGGCCAGGGGGUGAGCUCUGCUCAGCUCAGCUCUGCCCUGCUCCUCUUCCCCGGCAGCAGCGGAGCGAUGCUGAAGCAGGCCGGGUUCGACAGCUAACUGACCACAAACCGAGCAUCCCCAGUCUGCCUCUCUUACCCCCAAACCCGGCCUCCUCAUAAAGCUGUUUGAACUCUUCUCCAUCCUCCGUCAAAGAUGCCUCUCCGUGCCCUCUCGACAGGGAAGUGAAGCGCAGGGCCAGAGGUGUUGUCAACUGUACUGUUGAUUUAAAAAGUACACUGUACACCUAUACACAAUGCUAGCCUGCUAAGAGGACAAUCUGUAGAAAAGUCCUGAGCUGUCGCCCUUUUUUGCUCUGUCUCUAUCUGGCCUCCCUCUCCAUUGUUCCAUUUUUCUGCAUCCUUUGACCUCUGACCCCUCCGUCCCCUGGCCAACCCCUCCUCCUCGAAAAAAAACAAAAACAAACCCCGCCCCCCUUUUGGUUCUUUCUGUAGUGCAUGGCCUGAGUAUGGUAGGAUCACCUGGGGGUCACCAAGCCCUCUCACAUCCACUUCCGCAGACAAGGCAUGAGGCUCACGCACGCGAAUACACACACACACAGACACACACCUACACCCUCAAACACACACAUCCUCACACACAUGGAUGCAUGAUGAUCCUGGUGUAUGUGGGAAGAAACAGUCCUCUUUGGGAGGACAUGUUUGGACAGUGUUGUUUUUUUGUUUUUUUUCUUUGCCCGGGGUUAUUUUUAAAAAUGGUUAGCAAGCUGUUUUAUUCAACUUUGUUUUUAAUUAUUUUCUUUUUUGUUUUUUUUGUUUUUUUGUACUCCUGGGCAGACGUCUUUUGGAUUGCCAUGUGCGAUGGAUGUGACAUGUAUCUGGUCCUGUGUGCUUGUAUAAUAUAUACAUACAAUACAAAACAGACAUGCAUACACACACAGUUUAUAUAUUACUUUUCCUUAUGUAUAAAAAGUAUAUAUAGAUAUAUGUAUAUUAACUACAAUGGUUCAGAAAUCAUUUAUGGUGAGCUCAUAUCUGGCAGAGCAGUGGCAAUAUUUGCCGCUGCCUAAAGACAAUAGAUUUAGGUAAGGUGGUGUUUUAUUAUUAUUUUAUUUCUGUUUUUGUUGUUGUUCUCUUCUUUGCUGGAGUGUGGUUAGAUUCCAGCAGCCACUUCCCUGUGUCGUCUGUAUUAAGGCUGUAGAUGGAUUUAGGGCAUCGCUCUAUUCCCCGUCUUUGUACCGGCUCUGUCUGUAACAGUGUUUCUGUGACAGUGCAGCGUCUAGACAAACGUGCCCCCCACCCUUUCCCCGUCUGAAUCUCUCUCCCUCUCUCUUCCUCUUGCCGUUUCUGUGAAGAAUUCGAGAUUCGUUUUUUGACGCUCGACUCUGGGCCCGCGGUCUUUGGCGCACCACCGGCUGACUCGUGCGCUGCGACCACCGACCGGAGCGUCCUUUUCUUUUUGGCCGCCUCCACCCCCGCAGCACAUAGAGCCACUCGGUACAGUCUGACGAAUCGUCUUAUUUACGGAGAAUACUCACUACAUUUACACGAAAAAAUUAAAAAGAUAAAACCAACAAAAAAAACAAGAAAACAAAAAACUCACACACACACACACACACACACACACACACACACACACACACACACACACACGAAAAAUGGAAAUAAAAACUGAAUUUGUACAUACAGUAUAAAUGCUCCUCACCAAAUUCUGACUUGUAUGACUUGUAUGUUGUUUUUUUUAUGUUAUGUUGAUUUUUUUUCUUCCAUGUUGUGUUCAAGGUAUGUAUAUAUGCAGACCCAUGUACUGUUUAUGAGCAAAAACAAAGAUGACAAAGGGUGAGGGAACGGAAUGAAAAAGAUUCAAAAACAAACAAAAAAAUGAAACAAAAAACAAACAAAAAAAAAACGAAUCAGGGCAAAACCGAUGUUGUUUAUGGAUAUUGUAGAUUACGACGACGACGACGACGAUGAUCAGCUUUAUCCAGCCAUAUGUUCAAUCUUACCUGUACAGUACAGUAGAUUACAGCUGUAUUAUUGUAACAAGAACUAGUCAUGUAUAGUGUAACUAUAGUUUGGAGUGCCUUUGCUUUCAUACACCUUCGCCUUGUUUCCACCCUCACCCAGCCCACGCCAUCAACCCCCCACCCCCACUGUCACCGCCCCCCUCUGAUAUUGUGACUCUCCCUUUUGGUGCUGUUGAAUGUCCUGCUAUCCGCGUGCUCACUCACGCGCCCCCUCUUCCACCCGAUGCACAUCCUCCCCCCCUGCUCUUUUCAUUGCACACUAAAUGUAAUAUACAGACAUUGUUAAUUGUAAUUUUUUUCUUGAACUGAAGAUAUAGUAGACAGGUGUUUAUUUUAAUAGAUGUUUUAUCUUGGGGGGCACACACACACUCAUACACAUGUACUGCAGUCCUGGCACAGAUUCGGGGUAUGAACUGGGUGGGUGGUGUGUUGUGGAUGGCAGCAGGGUUUUAAACAAAAACAACAAACAAAAAAAGGCCUCAUAUAUUAUAUACGAUACAGUGCAGUUUCUGUAUUACUCACAGUGUUGGUUCUGUUACCAAAGCCAAACCAUGAUGUAGUUGUGAUGAGCCAUCCUCAGAGGCAAUAACUCUUCUUCUUCUCUUCUCUUUGGAUGUUUCGUUGUUUCUCUGUCCUCUUCGCUUGUUUCUCCUCCUGCUCUUGAGUAUUCAGGGGGUGAAAUUCAGUAGCACCUAAGGGGUCAAGUCAUGUAGCCUUUCUCCUGUCUCUCCCGCUUGCUGUAAUUUUGCAUUCAUGAACGUGUUGCUACCCUCCACCAGAAGGUUUGACCACUUCACCCCUACUCUCUUACUCCAGUUCAAUAAAAGCACCACAAUGGCUACCAAAAAAAAAGAAGAAAAGUGUAUAAGCUAGUAUAAUCUCUUAUACUGACAUAUACACUAGUGUCAUAUGCUGACUGGGUUAAACUGGGGUAAUAGAAAAGAAGAAUCUUAAGAAAAUACUACAAAAACAUCCUGUAUAACAGUACUACUACUUGAAUGCCUCUGUUUGUGACUGAAAUUUCUAUUUCUUUUUGUUUGUUUGUUUGUUUGUUUGUUUGUUUGUUUGUUUGUUUGUUUGUUUGUUUGUUUUUGUUUUUUCCUUUUGUUCUGUGAAGGUAUGCUAAAUGUGCGCCUCUGUAAAUAUUCCCUCUGCGUGCUCCGAGGAAUAGUUCCCUGGUACUGUAAUUUGCAUUAAAUAAAGAGUAGGAUAGCCUGGAAAUGAUCA